AAUGCCUCUGAUUCCCACUGUCAGUCGCCUGAACCWUCCAGUUGUCCUGCGUGAAGAUCAGCUCAGCAGUACCCAUGACUGAUGUUCAAGAUCUUCCCAGUGAGAAAAAAAAAUGAAUAUGUGCAAAUGACAUGUCCAGAACCACUACGGAAGGCAGCAGAGCCAGAGUCUUUGAGCUGCAGCAACUCGUUCCAGAAGGACAAGCAGAUCCUCUCAGACUGGAGAAGAGUCCAUGAGGCAGAAACAAAACCUGAAAGUACUUGUAACAGCAAUAAUGAUCAUAAUAUGUGGUGUUCCCUGGGAAUUCAUUGCCGCUUUGGUUCCCUACAGUAAGAUGCAAAGCAGCCUCAUUUUAUUGUGACCAUCAGACCUGAACAGCAGCUUGGUCAUCAGAAGGAAUCUUGUUGGUCUGCUUCAUUGACUGGCCCGAGAAACAAGGGUCUGAGUCCGGAUGAAACCUUCAAGUGUCCUGGGUGGUUUCUGCUGUUGCUGCCCCUCCCUAAAGGCACUACCACAAAGGGCUUCCCUGUGAAUUGCAGAACCCUGAGCCUCCGAGUUAUUGAACAGCGAUGCCAGCUUGCAGAAAAAGUUCGUUAACUUCAUCCUGCCACAGCAGAGGCUCCCCAGAGCUGUAGUUACCCUGGAGCUCGGCUGCCGUUCAGAAACGGAUUUACCCACAUUAUUGACUGUGCCAAAACGUUUAGUGCCCGGGCUGUCCUGAGGAUGCAGCAGGAUUCCAAAAAAAGCUGCCCUGAGCAAUCAUGUUGUCCUGUUCGUUCUACCUGGUUGCAGCAGUAGCUGCUUUGCUCGGGUCUUGCCGUGCAGAGGAGAAGUGCGCCGGGAUACCUGGGCUGCCUGGUGCUCCCGGAGCCAACGGGCUGCCUGGAMGGGAUGGCAGGGACGGUCUGCGAGGAGAACCAGGGCCACCAGGUCCCAUAGGACCCUCUGGAGGUGCAAUGGGGCCUCCUGGAAGAGAUGGACUUCCUGGACCUCAAGGUCUCAAGGGAGAGCGAGGAGAGAAAGGAGAAAAAGGAGACACUGGACCACCAGGUCUACCUGCUUCUCUAGACACUGAAUUGGGAAAUGUUUUAGCAAGUUUAAAACAUCGAAUUGCCAGACUGGAAAGUGUGCUUGCUUUGAAUGCAAAAAUAACAAAAGUAGGAGAUAAAAUACUUGCCAGCAAUGGGAAGGAAGUUAAUUUUGCAUCUGCACUAAAAUCCUGUGAAGAGGCUGGAGGAACUCUUGCAACUCCCAUGAAUGAGGAGGAGAAUAAUGCUAUUUUGGGUAUCGUGAAGCAGUAUAACAGAUAUGCUUACUUAGGCAUUAGAGAGACGGAGGCUUUUGGUCAGUUCAGCUCUAUGACUGGCAUACCUGUGAAUUACACCAAGUGGCACCGGUAUGAGCCAAAUGGCAAAGGGAAAGAAAAAUGUGUGGAGAUGUACAUGGAUGGAAGCUGGAAUGACAAAACUUGCAACCUGUAUCGCCUCACAGUCUCUGCACCUCCUCCCAAGUGCUCAGGUUCUCCCCACCAUAACAGCAAAGGUCCAACUUCUGCAGUUGACCUUUACCAUAGCUCAUAUGGUCCCCAGUUGUUUCUGUUUUCAGAUUYCUCAUCGCUUGCUGAUAAUGAAAAGGAGGAUGUCAUCCUUCAAUUAGACCAUCGCAUUUCCAGACUUGAAGGAGCCCUCCGUUUAGAAGAGAAGAUAACCGCCUCUGGAGGAAAAAUAUUUGCUGCCAAUGGGAAAAAAGCCGACUUCUAUACCGCAGUGCAAGAAUGCAGCCAGGCUGGGGGGACCAUCGCCAUCCCGAGGAGCGAGGGCGAGAACGCUGCCGUGCGGCGCYUGGUGCAGCGCUAUAACACGUACGCCUACCUGGGCAUCAAGGAGACCCUAAUUCCAGGCAAGUUCCGCUCCCUCGGYGGGGCAGAGCUCAAUUACACACACUGGCACGCGAGGGAACCUUCUGGCAAAGGGGAAGAGGAGUGUGUGGAGAUGUACACGGAUGGCACUUGGAAUGACAAGAAGUGCAACCAGAAUCGCCUUGUUGUGUGCCAGUUCUAG
Molecule: messenger RNA, 2060 nt
Organism: Nothoprocta perdicaria
Lineage: Eukaryota; Metazoa; Chordata; Aves; Tinamiformes; Tinamidae
Product: pulmonary surfactant-associated protein A-like
Exons: 11
Coding region: 762-2060 (432 amino acids)
Cellular component (GO): multivesicular body; rough endoplasmic reticulum
Source: RefSeq, a predicted model, not a curated record